Durio zibethinus is the source of this 1157-nucleotide messenger RNA. RefSeq names its product putative esterase D14L. Lineage: Eukaryota; Viridiplantae; Streptophyta; Magnoliopsida; Malvales; Malvaceae. The record is from RefSeq and is a predicted model, not a curated record.
GAUACUGUAGAAAAACCCAAUAACCUUAUCCCAAGAAAAAUAUCGUCUUUGUGAACCGCCAGCCAUUAAUGCCCUUGAAGCGUCACGGAAAUCAAUUGUAACAGAUAUAAAUAAACCCACAUGUGACAGAUAAUUCACUUUAUUUGGGAUUGGCGGCUUUGGGGAAGAAAAAUAAUGGGUAUUGUGGAAGAAGCUCACAACGUGAAGGUUUUGGGGGCAGGGGAUGGUGUCAUAGUUUUGGCCCAUGGAUUUGGGACCGACCAGUCGGUUUGGAAGCACUUAGUUCCUCACCUGGUGGAGGAUUUGCGUGUGGUUUUGUAUGAUAACAUGGGAGCUGGAACUACCAACCCAGAAUACUUUGAUUUCAAUCGUUACGCUACUCUUGAAGGUUAUGCUUAUGAUUUGCUUGCUAUACUUGAAGAGCUCCAGGUUGAUUCCUGUAUUCUUGUUGGUCAUUCUGUUUCUGCCAUGAUUGGUGCCAUCGCCUCCAUUUCUCGCCCUGAUCUCUUCUCCAAAAUCAUCAUGAUCUCUGCUUCCCCCAGGUAUCUGAAUGAUGUGAAUUACUAUGGAGGAUUUGAGCAAGAAGACUUGGAUCAACUUUUCGAUGCAAUGGGAGCCAACUACAAAGCCUGGUGUUCAGGGUUCGCACCGCUAGCCGUGGGAGGGGACCUGGAAUCCGUGGCGGUUCAAGAAUUCAGCCGUACCCUCUUCAACAUGAGACCUGACAUAGCCCUUAGCGUGGCUCAAAUCAUAUUCCAAAGCGACAUGAGACAAUUCCUCAGCCUUGUCACGGUCCCUUGUCACAUCCUCCAAAGUGUCAAAGACUUGGCUGUCCCGGUCGUCGUGUCCGAGUACUUACACCAAAACCUGGGUGGCGAAUCCAUCGUUGAAGUCAUGACAUCCGAUGGUCACCUUCCUCAGCUUAGCUCCCCUGAGAUCGUUAUCCCAGUGCUCCUUAGGCACAUUCGUUUCGAUAUCAAAGCAUGAAAUCAAGUACUACUACCAGUUCGGUUAAAGCUAAAUCAGGGUUAUUUUAGUACUAAUCUUGUUUUCAAUUUUAAUAAUCUUGAAAUGUUAAUCUCAAGUUGAAAAGAAGUUAAUUAUGAUUUGAAGCUAAUUCCAUUGGCGACCGUAAGGCGGCUGGGAUUUUCUUUUUC